AUGGACGAAUUCCUGUCCACCCCGCAGCACCUCAGAGGCGCACGUGGCGCGGACAAGAUGGCGCCUUCCUCACCGAGCUCCAGCAGUGUGACAGGCUCUGUUACUGAUAUGCCUGGCACUGAUGCACUGACACAAAUGUCAGCCGACCUGGCUACAAUAUCUGCCAACAUGCUCACCCGUGGGGACAAAACUGCGCUGGUAUCAGAAUUGCGUACUGUCAUCCGGGAAGAAAUUGCCGCGGUACGCAGAGAUCUCACGGCACUGGAACAGAGGGUGGAUGAUUUGGAGGAACACCGCCUCCACGCCACACACCAUCAGCAGGCUGCAGAUUUGGCAACCACACGGCAGGGGAACAUUCUCCUUGAGCUGCGCAGACAGGUGGAGGACCUGGACAAUAGAGGCCGCCGUAACAACAUACGAGUGCGGGGCCUCCCCUAG
Molecule: messenger RNA, 438 nt
Organism: Pelobates cultripes (western spadefoot toad)
Lineage: Eukaryota; Metazoa; Chordata; Amphibia; Anura; Pelobatidae
Source: the annotation of a GenBank genome assembly